GAGGAGGAGGAAAAGAAAGACGUCGUCCUUUUCGUCGUCCACGAAACGAGCCGAAUGAUGUUCAAUUGACGAAGACCGCGCAGCGCUAGGAAUGGCCCCCUUCAGUUCCGUCUUCCUGGGUGUCUGGGGAGUGUUUGUUGUCAUUUUGAUAAAAGAGUCGACACCCGUUAGCUGGGAAGAAUGGUGGACAUACGACGGUAUUUCUGGUCCUGCCUUUUGGGGUCUUAUCAACCCAGAAUGGUGGCUCUGUAACAAAGGUCGAAGACAAUCACCAGUCAAUCUUGAGCCUACUCAACUGCUUUUCGACCCAAAUUUACAACCGCUUCACAUGGACAAGCACAGAAUCAACGGCGUACUAGCGAACACCGGCCACAGCGUCGUGUUCGCCGUGGAAAACGACACCCGCCAUCCCGUCAACAUCUCCGGCGGUCCGCUCAGUUAUCGUUAUCAGUUUCACGAGAUUCAUCUGCACUUCGGCGCGGACGAUCGUAUCGGCAGCGAGCACACCGUCGACGGACAUGCAUUCCCUGCCGAGCUUCAGAUAUUCGGCUUCAACUCGCAGCUCUACAACAACUUCUCGGACGCUCUACACAGAGCGCAGGGGAUCGUCGCGGUAUCGCUUCUUUUGCAGGUGGGCGAUCUCUCGAAUCCGGAGCUGAGAACGUUCACGCAGCAGCUGGAUAAAAUCAAAUACGGAGGGCAGGCCAUGGAAAUUAAACGUUUCGGGGUGCGCGAACUUCUGCCGGACACGAAGCAUUACAUGACGUACGACGGCUCCACCACGAUGCCGGCGUGUCACGAGACCACCACAUGGAUCAUCCUCAACAAGCCUAUAUACAUCACCAAGCAGCAGCUACACGCUUUGAGACAGUUAAUGCAAGGGGACGAAAAGCAGCCAAACGCGCCACUUGCGAAUAACUUUAGACCACCGCAACCCCUUCAUCAUCGUCCCGUUCGGACAAACAUUGAUUUCAAUGUUCAGGGUCCGAAGAAUUGUCCGACAAUGAACAGGGACAUAUAUUACAAAGCCAAUAGCUGGAAAUAAUACCCAGCACUGCCGUGAGGUCGACAUUCGCAGUAACUACGCUUCUCCGAGGAACGAGCUGGAACUUCGCUGUAAGGAAAAAAAUUGACAUAUCAAUUACAGGCGGGUGACGCCAGGUCACAAAAAAAAUUACGGCAGAUAGAACGCGCGAAGAGGACGACCGACGACGCCCAUGUUGUGGUCGAGAUUUAAAAAAAAAAUGCUUCGUUGUACUUAUUAGACGUGAAUUGCCAAGUAUGUUUCCAGUUAAAUCAGAAGAAGAAAAACCAAAUAUACCUAUAGAUCACAAGUUAGACGAGAUAAGCUAAUCGUAAGAUCUAUUAUUAUAUAUAUAUCGGUAAACUAUCGAAAAAAAAGCUAUGACUAUCGUGGCCUGCGCGAGGGGUUGAGAGAUGCAAUUAUAUGUAUAAAAAUUCACGCGCAACGGAGAGCGCUAUCGCGAGCAAAAGUUUAUACUAUAUUCUUGUAAUAAAAGCUUGAAAAAACGCAGAAAA
Molecule: messenger RNA, 1539 nt
Organism: Wasmannia auropunctata (little fire ant)
Lineage: Eukaryota; Metazoa; Arthropoda; Insecta; Hymenoptera; Formicidae
Gene: CARPB
Product: carbonic anhydrase-related protein 10
Exons: 10
Coding region: 92-1045 (317 amino acids)
Molecular function (GO): zinc ion binding; carbonate dehydratase activity
Source: RefSeq, a predicted model, not a curated record